UUCGCAUCUCAUCUGACAUAAUAAUUUCUCCUCAUCUCAUCUCGACGAUAUCUCAUAUCAUCAUCUCCUGAAAAUUUUGGCAUCAAAUUGGAUAUUGGAAGCGUAAUCAAUCUCAAUCGUCGUCAUCAUCAUCAUGUUUCUAAAACCCUUUAUGGCUUCUGCUCUGUUUUCAAACCCUCCCGGGAACCCAUUCCCACGCUACUUCGCCCACUCCCGGUGAUUCACCGGUGACUAUCACUACUCUUUCUUUCUUCGCAGAUGGAUAGAUGGAUGGACGGAUUCGCGGCGUUCCAGUGAUUGGAUUCUGUCUCCUUCUCCUUGAACUUCAUUUGGGGCAGAUCUGAAUCCCCGCUCCUUCCUGCCUUUUGAAUUUUAUCCGUUUCGAUCCGAAUUGGGCGUGAUUCGGUGGGGCUGAUGGACGACGAAGAUCACCUAGGCCUCGUCGCCUCUGCUGGUGACAGAGGUGUCGAGCUGCACAAUGUGACUGAACAGCCAAUUUCACCUAAGGAUGAGAAAGUUAUGUCGGCAAUUCCUUCGUCAGAAGUGGCUAUCUCAGGUACAUCAAGAAAUAUCAAAGAACAGCCAGUUAGAUCAGAAGCUAGUGGAGCUCUUAGCACAACACAUCCAUUAAAUUCUUAUACACCUCCGGAGCCAAGUUAUUUUUAUAUAGGUGGAAGUGGUAACUGGGAUGAGCAUUCACCCUAUGCUAGUUCCAACAAUUUGCAUGUCAUGCCUCAGGGAAUGUACAAUGAUAAUUCAUCGCUCUUCUAUCCUCCGGGCUAUGGCUUUGACUCCCAGAUGGCUUAUGGACAGUUUUCCCCAUUUGGUGGCCCUCUAUCACCUGUAACAUUUGAUGGUCAACUAUUCUCCCCACAUCAAAUGCCAGUGUCGCCCCCUUACUAUCCUCCAAUUUCACCAGGCCCACAACAUGUUACUUCUGCUCAUGCGCCUUCGCAGCAUGAUUUGUUGCCCACAGGAAGUAGCAGCCAAGACAAUCUCAUUGACAAUGCAUUUUUUGGGCCAGGAUCUGGUUAUUUUCUCCCUGUUGGAUCUUUCGGUGGAGAUCUCUCUGGAAGCGGCAGCCUUGGUCUUUACAAGUUUCCUGGAGAGCUUGGAUCCAGUGACUCAUUGCAAAGUCAUUCGAAUUCCUUAAGUUCAAGCAAGUUCAUGUCACAGAUAUCUUCUCGGAAUGCGUAUCAACAACCAAUCGGGACGCUUGGAUCUUAUGAACAAAAUGUUGCACAGGGUUUUGGUUUGAUGUCAAACUCACCUGGACAAUAUUCCCAUAGUGGUUCUAACCAAGGCCCCAUUGGUUCCAAUCGGAUUCAGUUUGCUCCUGACAAAGGUGGAAGACGGGAGAGGGUUCGGGAUAAUGUGAAUAUUCCCUCUGAUGCAUUUGAUGCAUCAAAUGAUCGAAACAGAGGACCAAGAGCUUCGAAGCACAAAGGCAAUGGCCUCUCUCCUAGAGGGGGUGCUACGUCUGGAAUAAAAGAUGUUGAAUCUGCUUCUGGGCUUAAAGCUACUCACUUUAACACCAAAGACCUCGUAACUGAUUAUGAACAUGCAAGAUUUUUUGUUAUCAAGUCUUUUAGUGAAGACAAUAUCCAUAAAAGUAUAAAAUACAACAUAUGGGCCAGCACACCUCUUGGAAACCGAAAACUUGAUGCAGCCUAUAAGGAAGCAAAAGGAAAGGAAAGCUAUUGUCCAGUCUUCCUCUUUUUCUCAGUUAAUGCAAGCGGGCAAUUUUGUGGAGUAGCUGAGAUGGUUGGGCAAGUUGAUUUUGAGCAUGAUGCUGAAUAUUGGCAUCAGGAUAGGUGGAGUGGGCAGUUUCCGAUAAAAUGGCAUAUCAUCAAAGAUGUACCCAAUAGUCGCUUCAGGCACAUACUUCUUGAAAAUAAUGACAAUAAGCCUGUCACUCACAGUCGAGAUUCUCAAGAGGUGAAACUGCAACAGGGAGUUGAAAUGUUAAAAAUCUUCAAGAGCUACGAAUCUGAAACAUCCCUUCUUGAUGAUUUCAACUACUACGACGAACGAGAGAAAGCCUUGAUGGAAAAGAAGGCCAAACAACGAGCCAAUACAACUGCGCUCCCAACCGAAUCAAUUAACCAGCUCUCAGAAAAUCUGGCUGACACCCUCCGUAUGGAUAAUGGUAAAAAACACCUCCAGACCUGAUUUGGUUUAGCGCCUGCCAUUAUCAAACUACUCACCAUUGUCAGAAGAAAUAGCUUUUCCUCUCAAGGUGAUAUCUUUCAGACCCAUUCUCUGCCGGCUUUAAAUUAUUUUCACUCUUUUCGCCUUCCUUCCAUGUCUCAGAGUUUCUCUGCAUAAUUUCAUUCCAAAUAUUUAGGUAAAAACAGCCUCUGCUCAAGUAUUCGCCAAAACCACCCGUCUUUCUUUUAUAUAUAUAUAUAUGUUUUUUAACUUUUCUCCUCUUUAAUUGUUUCUUCUCCUUGUUUGGUAUUUGAUUGAGAUAGGUUGUGAAUCUCAAAACGCUGGUUAGUUUUUUUCUCGAGUGUAGCUCAGGCAAAUUAUUUUGCAGCUGCUUUGUAUUAUUAAUAAUGUGUCGAUGAAGGAAGGAAUGGUAGCUGCACGAGUAGAGAAGUCGAUCGGGUGCGUAUUCUUAUGUUCCUUUAUGUUGUUUGCUGGUUGUUCCUUUUCUUUUUUUCCUGAAAAUAAUAAUGCAGGAAGCCAUAGAAGACUACUGUGUUUUUUCUUCAAUACAUUUGAUGUUUAUUUUAGGAUUUGUGUUGUUUUAUUAUAGGAUUUGUUCUUCA
Messenger RNA from Andrographis paniculata, 2774 nucleotides. Its product is annotated as YTH domain-containing protein ECT1-like. The transcript has 8 exons. Gene Ontology annotation, biological process: mRNA destabilization. Lineage: Eukaryota; Viridiplantae; Streptophyta; Magnoliopsida; Lamiales; Acanthaceae. The record is from RefSeq and is a predicted model, not a curated record. The coding region runs from base 415 to 2172 and encodes 585 amino acids. Gene Ontology annotation, cellular component: cytoplasm. Gene Ontology annotation, molecular function: mRNA binding.